Messenger RNA from Cryptococcus amylolentus CBS 6039, 1978 nucleotides. RefSeq lists its product as hypothetical. The record is from RefSeq and is a predicted model, not a curated record. The transcript has 3 exons. Bases 302 to 1612 code for a protein of 436 amino acids. NCBI's taxonomy places the organism in Eukaryota, Fungi, Basidiomycota, Tremellomycetes, Tremellales, Cryptococcaceae.
ACGAUUUGAUUCUCAUUUCUCUUUCUUUCUUUAUCCUUCACUCACCCCACCCUCCCCCUCCGCCCUCUACGCGCAAAUCCACCCCACUCGCGCCGUCUACAUUCUCGCGCAGGUCGCAGCAUCCUCUUGCGCAUAUAAACACGUUCAUUUACAUCUCACUCGUCUUUUCUUCAUCCCUCCAGCUCUUUGCCGUUUCUGCCCCCGACAUCUCUCAGAAAGCAGGCUUUGUACGCUUUGACGAAAGCAACGACCUCUACGACUCUGUAACGACCUCACGUGUAUCCCACAACAACAUCGCAUCAUGGUGUCUCCCACUCUCGCGCUCUUCUCCUCCCUACUCGCCGCUUCCAGUGCGCUGGCGCACAUGCAGAUGUCAUGGCCCUAUCCCCUGCACAGCUCCCUGAACCCGGCUACCCCCGAGGCUGAUAAGGACUACUCCAUGACAAGUCCUCUGGUUACCGACGGAACGUACCCUUGUAAAGGCUUCAUCACCACUGCCGAUGACAUGGGUUCCAACGCCGAAUGGUCUGCCGGUUCUACCAUCAACUACACCCUUGUCGGUACUGCUACCCAUGGCGGCGGUUCUUGCCAGCUCUCCAUGUCGUACGAUCUUGGGGAGACCUGGUCCGUCAUCUUCUCCCAGAUCGGCGGGUGCCCCGACUCUGACUCCUUGACCACCGACGUCACCAUCCCCUCCGACGCUCCCUCCGGCCAGGCUCUCUUUGCUUGGGGUUGGUUCAACCUCCAGGGUAACCGCGAGAUGUACCACAACUGUGCUCCCGUGACCAUCACCAACGGCGGCUCGGGUCUUACCAACACCGACGACUAUCCCACCCCCUUUGUCGCCAACGCCGAUGUCAAUGACUGUGUCACCAUUGAGAACACUGCCGUCGUCUUCCCCAACCCGGGUAAGACUGUCGUGUACGGUGGUGACUAUUCGUCUUCGCAGCCGACCGAGGCGGCGGGCUUCACGGGAAGCAACUGUGUGGGACCCAACGCUAGCUCGUCAAACUCUUCUUCUUCGGCUUCGAGCUCGGCGUCUUCUUCGGGUGCUGCCACAGAGGCUUCUACCGCCGCUUCCGAGUCUACCGCCGCUAGCGGUGUGUCUGCCUCUGCCGGUAUCCCCGUCAGCCUCUCGGCCUCUCUCGGUGUCGGCGAAAACGCCCAGGCCACAUCUUCCUCCUCCUACGUCGACGCUUCUUCCUCUUCCUACGUCGACGCUUCUUCCCCUUCAUCCGUCUCCGUCUCCGCCGCCACCGCCUCCGCCACCACCACCUCUUCAUCGACCUCCUCUAGCAAGUCCUGCAAAGCCAAGCGCGCUCUCAAGGCCGCCAACGAGGCCCGAGCCCGUCAUGUUCGCCGCGCUCCCAAGCGAUUCGCCGCUUCCAAAGCUUCCCACUCUUCCUCCAAGCGCGAUGUCUCCCCCGAGGCCGUUGUCGAAAAGAGGGGUGGCAAGAGGCAUGCUGCUAGCAAGGCUUCGCACGCGUCGGCGGAGAAGAGGACUGAAGGAGCUGGCUUUGAAGGCAGGGCGGGGGUCAAGAAGUCUGCGGCUAGCCCUAGGGAUGUCAAGCGCGGGCUCGUUGGCAGGGGCAUCUUUGAGACUUCUUCAUGAGCUUGCUCUGGAUAUGGUGAAGUGUUGACUUGGACCGAUCUUGAGGAAGCGAGUACAGGUUACUUGUCUUUCUUCCAUCUCCUCUUUUUCCCCUAAUCGAGCAGUGAUAGCAGUGCUAUCAUCUCGGCUUUUGUAAAUAAUGAUCUCUGUCUGUUCUGGUAUCCUUCGCGGUGCGGGGGAGAAUGUAUUUUGCGAAAGUUUCAUGCAUGGUCGUGUCUUUCGUGCUUUGCUCAGGUUUCUAGUCGGCCACGGCAUUGAUAUUUGACAGACCGUAGAAUAACCAUACUUACCUUCGGGAUCGGCCGAUAUGCCCUUUGCACUCAGUACUGUACUCGUACUCGAGUACAUAUGCAAAUGCAAGCUCAC